UUACCAUGCACACCAUCCAGUUUACGUGGCCGAAAUUUUAUUCGGCCAUUUUCUGGUUGGUUUGCGCUUACUGGACCCGUUGCUGUACAGAACGGAAACCCCAAACAUCCCUGUGGUUCAUCCUGAUGGGAAUUUCCAAAUCCUCACAGAAUCUCCUGCUCCCAGACAAGAUUUGACAGUCCCUUUCAUUCUGAUCAUAGUACUGCCAUGUGUGAUUGGCAUCCUGCUGUGCCUGGUUCUGAGUUAUAUCAUGUUUGGAAGAAGACAGGGAGUCAGGAAGAGAAAUGCAGGGACAACAGAUCAUCAACUUCAGCAGUUUGUGUCCAUUAAGAAGGCCACCAGCAACCUGCGCCAGAUGUCACACAAGAGGCAGGAGUCCAUGCCGGGCACUCCGGUGUCUUCGUCACAUUUCCGUCCACAGGGACAGUCCACUCCUGUGGGUAACACGCCUGGAUAUACUCCGCCAUCACUCAGGUCAGGACACGAAGGCUCUACUGUGGCGCCCCCGCCUUACAGAUUACCUCCUGUCUACCCUCCCCAUGAUGCUUCACUCAGCCCCAGUCCAGUGACACCUACUGGUGGUGAACGUACUGGUGACCAGGAACAACUGGUGUCUUCAUAAACCAUCUGUGUCACCAGGUCCCCAAAAGGCUUUGCCAAAUGACACGAGAUGGGAGAGAGGAAGCUUGUACCGAAGACAACAAAUGACAGAUGUGACCUAAGACUUUUGUUAUUGCAUCAUGCAUGAUGAUUAUAUUCAGAAGUAUUGACUUGCAUGUCUGAGAACUAGCCUGAUUGAGAUUCAGAUUCUGGCAGUUGCUCUUUUGAAUUGACAGGGAACCAAUCUGCUUUCAACAUCUGACCUUUACCUUCUUUUCAUUUAGUUUUUAUUUCAGCUAUUACAAACCAUUUCCACUCUCUGGAUUUCAGACUUUGGGUAUUAGGGGCCUGAGGCAUCAGGGCUUUACUGAUUUAGUGCUGGAGCUUAUAAAUUGAACCUCCUUCAACAACAGUGAAAUGUAAAUGAGAAUAUUUUGCACAUAGUAAAUGUUGCCCUUUCUUAAACACUAAAAUGCUCUGGUAUUGAAUGCAUUACUUCAGUGCAUUAUCUGCUAUCUAACAUGUACAAUGUACAUAGGGCAAGCUAAGAAAAAUAUAAUAAACUAUAACUAAAGGGUGCCCAUUAUUUAUCAUCUUCUAAUAGAAAUUGUGCUUACACAAUUAUGCAUCAAACAAGGAUAGCAAAUAGUUGAUAGACAAACCCAUAGAGAGGUAAAGUAAUGCAAAUUGAUGGAUGUUUACAUUGAACUCUUUCAUAGUAUUGAUGUAAAACGUUUAGAAGAAAUGGUGACACUGUAAGAAAGAAGAAAACACUGCUCUCUGUACAUAAAUGCCAAGUUUUAACUUAUUCUCAUAUUUUAAUUGAUAUUUAAUGUUAAAUUGGUCUUCUUAUUAAACAGUACAUGAAAAUGCAUGUAUUUUAGGUGUAAUGUAUUGGGAUUAUGUUAUCUUCAAUAUUGUUACAGAGGUGACAUUUUGUAGCAAUUGCGUUGUGAUAGAGGCGACAUCUUGUAGCAAUUGUUUUUACUUCUCUAGAACAAUUAGUUUUCAAGGAAAGGAAUGAGUAACCAUAUGUUAUUUAUGGAUGUUAAGUCAUUUUAGACCAUGCAUCUUUGCCAAACUUUUUUGUCACUUUGAACUAUUUUCCAGUUUUUUGAAAGAUUUACUUUUCUGUUAGUUAUUUACCAAAAUGCUCAUCCUAGAGUCUUUUCCUAUGAAUUUGUGUUCUUACACUCCAAAACAUCAGUCUGAUGGUUAUUUCUUCAAAAUCUUUAUCAUUUAAUAACAAAAAAAUCAUAAGAAUGAACUAUAACUGCCAUGUUGCAGUUAAUCGGUGUCACAGCAUUUUACAUGUGUUAAUGAAUAUAAUAAACAGUUACCUCAACCAAGGAGGCCAUGUUUUGACUUGAUCUAUUAGUUAACAGACUAACUGAAUAUGUUAUGGACAGGUUUUGACCAAAUUUUCAAUUUAAUUUUUACCAUUACAUGAGUGUUAUUAAGGUCCCACUGUUUAUUAAGUAUUCAGACUAUCUAGUGUUUCCCUCAUGUUACUCCUAUGUACAUGUGUAUUGUCUGCCCAGUCUGCUCCAGCCAUCCUGAAUGUAGAACUGAAGCUGAAAGGGAAAAGUGGAAUUGAAUAAGUUAAUGUAGUAUUUAUUAAAUUGUUAACCUGAGCUUCAUGAGCGUAUCUUCUUUUUGGAAGUAAAAUGUUCUCCGCUACAAAAAAAAGUAUGAGGAAAUUUUAAUUAUUUUCCUUUAUCAUCAAACUGUUGACAAAAUAAUCCUCUGCCCGCGUUUUUU
This is a messenger RNA of Lingula anatina, 2361 nucleotides long. RefSeq names its product epsilon-sarcoglycan-like. Gene Ontology annotation, cellular component: sarcoglycan complex; membrane. The record is from RefSeq and is a predicted model, not a curated record. Lineage: Eukaryota; Metazoa; Brachiopoda; Lingulata; Lingulida; Lingulidae. Gene Ontology annotation, molecular function: calcium ion binding.